ACGGCCUCCUGCAUGCGGGGAAAGCCUUUUGAGCUUCUCGUUUCGAAUCAAGACCCUGAGCGGACGGCAGAUAACGUAUCGUGUAGAAUACGACUCGUUUAGGGUUAGGAGCACUACUACUGUUUGUAGUUGUAGUACUCCCCUCUCCUGCCUGAGAAAGAGCCGUUCUCACCAAGUUCUUUCAUUCUACUAUAUCAGUGCUAAUAGUAGUCUAAGAGUUUUCCUGAGCAAUGAUGGCGGCGCCUCGGCUGUGGCCGUACAGGGUAACGGUCAUUUGGCUGGAGGCGCUAGUUCUCACCGUGCUCUGCCUCACGCAUACCGCGAGUCAGGCGAGGCAACCACUGUCCCACGCGGAGACGGGGCCCGGAAUCCCGCACCCGUUCGACUUCGCGUUUCCGGACCACCUGUGCGGGUCGCUGCGGGAGACGUACAUGGCCAUCAACGACCGCGUGCGCGCCGCCUGCAAGGAAGAGGCGCAAGCGGCCGCCGCUGCACGCAGCGCCCCUCUCUCCGCCACUGCUGCUGCCGCCGGUUCUGCCGGUUCGUCCGCUGCUGCAGCCCCUCCGUCCCCUGCUCCCACCUCCGCCUCCCCUGCAGCACCCGCCCCCCCUGUCUCCUCCGCCAUCCCCACGUCCUCCCUCCCGUCCCGGUGCCGAACGCUCAUCUUUGACUCGGGGCAGGACGGGUAUGGCGACACGGUGUUCGGGAUGGCGUCCACGUUCGCCGUGGCGCUUCUGGACGAGCGAGCCUUCCUCAUGCGCCAGGAAUGGCUGCCGUACGCCUUCGAACCCGCCACCUUCGACUGGCGCGUCACCGACGACAUCCCCCUCUCAAAGUACCCGCCGCAGAUAACAGACGAGAAUAAUCCACCCAACGUGACCUUUGCGCGGCUGAUUCUGCAUAACAGAAACAUCUCAGAGCCCGAGGCGUUGUUUGCGAAGCUGCAAGGGAUAGCGCACAUAGGCGUGGUGUGGAACCGCGGGAUUCUGUUCAAUCUGCUGACGAAGGGGAGGGGCCCGUGGGCGGAUCGGUUCAGAGGCAUCGGGCUGACCCCGCCGUACGCCUUCGCCUGCGUCAUGCGCCUCCUGCUGCGCCACACCUCAGCCCCAAGCUGGAGGUGCUGCGUCUAGCAGAGGGCCUAGCGGAGCUCGUGCACACGCCGCAGGGCAUGAGCAUAGGCAUUCACACGCGCCUGGCAGACCAUAUCGCGUGGGAGGACCCUAGGAGGCUGGGUGUUCCCAAGGUGCUCAACUCGUCUCAUGUGGAGGACCUCUAUGCAAGGAAUAUAGCGGCGCUUGAGUGCGCACAGGAGUUGGAGCGGUGGUGGAGUCCAUCCUCUCUCACAAUCAGGUGGUUCUUCAUCUGCAACUCCGCUCAGCUCAAGAUAGCCGUGCGCGAUAAAUUCCCCGACAAGGCGGUGAUCACGAGUUUUGUCCCGCGGCACGUGGCGAUCAGCAAGGACCCCAACUCCAGCACGCAUGCGGCGGACCCGGUGUGGUACCAGGAGACGGUGGCGGAGUGGCUGCUGCUGGCGUCCACGGACCUGCUGGUCAUCCCCGAGUCGGGCUUCUCGCGCUCCGCUGUCAUGUACUCCAUGCGCCCGGGGGCCGUCUUCAUGCCGCACAAGUGCACGCCCGAUGCGCCCGUGCCGCUCUCUGAUCUCGCUACUGCUGGCUGUGGGGUGUGAUUGAUUGAUGCAUUGAAAAUGGUAACAGGUGGAACUAGUUGUUGACUUUCAUAUAUAUAUAUUAGUAUAUAGCUACGGUACUGUAGCCUAGGUAGGAUCAGUUCUUAGAGAGUACCCUGUACUCCUGUACUCUAAUCCCUCUA
Molecule: messenger RNA, 1830 nt
Organism: Closterium sp. NIES-67
Lineage: Eukaryota; Viridiplantae; Streptophyta; Zygnematophyceae; Desmidiales; Closteriaceae
Source: the annotation of a GenBank genome assembly